Pimephales promelas (fathead minnow) is the source of this 1327-nucleotide messenger RNA. Its product is annotated as protein phosphatase 1 regulatory subunit 3E. The record is from RefSeq and is a predicted model, not a curated record. Lineage: Eukaryota; Metazoa; Chordata; Actinopteri; Cypriniformes; Leuciscidae. Gene Ontology annotation, cellular component: protein phosphatase type 1 complex. Gene Ontology annotation, biological process: regulation of glycogen biosynthetic process. Gene Ontology annotation, molecular function: glycogen binding; protein phosphatase 1 binding.
GUCGGCGGCAGCAUCCACUAAGAUUGGUUCAGGUAUCCGCAGUACCAUCAACAGUCGUAGCUCACUCUUCCAGGAGCACAUAAUGCAGAAGUGCACUUAACAUCAGACCUCAACUGAAACAUUUUCAAAGGAUUUUGCAGACUAAUUUUAUGGAAACCGAUGCUGUGGUAAUGCUGCCUCCCAAGAACUGCAUGCCCAGAAACUACAGUUGUAUGGCUGCGCUGUUCGGAAGCUUGGCACCAUCGGAGCAAACGCUGGAGGACGAAGAAGAAGACAUGGAGGGGGAGGAGGAUAUGAAUGGAGACUGUGAACUAUUAGAGAUCAGCGUAGUGAAUAAAAAGCCGAGAGGAAGAGAGUCAUUAUGGAAGCCCCCCCAAAGUCCGACGCUACGCCGCAGGUGCAAGUCUCUCCCCACACCGGCUGAAAGAGCCAAAUUAGAGAUCGCACGAAUACGGAGCCCAAGCUGUCAAAAAAAGGUACGAUUCGCUGACGCUCUGGGACUGGACCUGAUUUCUGUCAAACACUUCGAUGAUAGGGAUAUGCCUGAGGUUCCAGAACGCAUUAUUGACAAAUUUAAAAAAGCCAGAGCUCUCCACUUGAAUAACUUCGACAAGUCCAACACAUCAAACCAGUCCGUGUUUAUGGAGCUGCUCUUCACCAAUCCAGGAUCCCUGCCGGACUUCCUGGAAAGAGUUAUUGCAGUGAAGGUUUUACUGGAGUCUGUUCAGGCUGAUGAGUUCAGCAUCUCGGGGAUCGUGCGAGUCCUCAAUUUGGCAUUCGAGAAAAAUGUUUAUUUGAGGUACACCUUAAAUAACUGGACUACAUUUGUGGAUAUUCUGGCGUAUUACGUUCCCCGUUCUAGUGACGGACGGACGGACAAGUUUAGCUUCAAAAUCAUUACCCCGACCUUUCUGGAGUUUGGGGGAACACUGCAGUUUGCCAUCAGGUACUGUGUCGGAGGAUGUGAAUUUUGGGACAACAACAAUGGAAGUAAUUACAGAUUAAGACGCCACAGGUUUAAAAUUUCGCCUCCGAGGGAAUGGGAAAACGGUUGGAUUCAUUUCAUUUAACGUGAAUUCAGCGAUUCAGCCGUUCCGCCAUGACGAUGCUUGGCUCGGAAAUAUUAAUUAUGUGGCGCCUUCCAUUGGCGAAUUGGCUAAGUAAUAAUCAUGAGCCAAGCCUUCGCCAUAGUAAUCUCUCUCCAACAGUAUAACGUUGAGGUCGUCGACCUUCCAUGAAAGACGUAUGUAGCAUACCACAUAUUCGUUAACUGAAUACCAUUGUUUGUUGUUUGUCUGUGCUUUUUUGUCGUAAACUGAACACCAUU